ACCUUGCCAUCUCAGCAUUUCCCCUAUUUUCCCUCUCCCCAAUUUUUUCCCUCCUCAUAAACUUAAAACACCCAGAAAAUAUCACAUUUCUGUUCAUUUUUUUCUUAAUCCCAUUCUCCCUUUUUUCUUGAUCAGUCUUUGAUUCUUUGGGGGAGCUAGGUGCUGUAGAAGAUGGCUCAAUUACUCUCCCCAGUUUGCACUGACACCCUCAAAUUUCAGAACCCUGUACAUAAUUUAUUUCCAAGAAAAAGAUGGCCCAUGUUGGGUACUAAUUGUAGCAGUGUGAGCUCCCAUGGUGGAAGGAGGAAAGGCGGCUUUGGCAGAAUCAGAGUUGCUUACCAGGAAUCUGCAGCAUCUGAAGAGGUUGCUGAUGAUUAUUAUGCUGUUUUAGGCCUGCUUCCAGAUGCUUCACCUGAGCAAAUUAAGAAAGCCUACUAUAAUUGCAUGAAAGCUUGCCAUCCAGACUUGAGUGGAGAUGAUGAAGAGACCACAAACUUUUGCAUGUUUAUCAAUGAGAUUUAUGAGGUUCUCAGUGAUCCUGUACAGCGGUUAGUAUAUGAUGAGAUUCAUGGGUAUGCUGCGACAGCAAUUAAUCCUUUCUUCGAUGAUUCCUCCCCAAAAGAUCAUGUUUUCGUUGAUGAAUUUAGCUGCAUAGGUUGCAAAAAUUGUGCCAAUGUUUGCCCAAAGGUGUUCGAUAUCGAGGAAGAUUUUGGAAGAGCUAGAGUUUAUAGUCAAUCUGGAAGCCAAGAACUAAUCCAACAAGCUAUAGAAAGUUGCCCAGUCGAUUGUAUCCACUGGACUUCUGCUGCACAACUAUCGUUGCUUGAGGAUGAAAUGCGAAGAGUAGAAAGAGUAAAUGUAGCCUUAAUGCUUUCGGGAAUGGGCGCUGCAUCAAUUGAUGUUUUCCGAAUGGCUAGCACUCGGUGGGAAAAGAGACAAGCCAAAGUCUUGGGACAAGCUAAGGUUAGGAUGACGAAGAAGAAAGGUUCCGAUAAAACAGAUUCAUAUUGGGACAACCUUUGGGGCAAGCCUAGGGACUACCAAAGUACAGAGGAGGAAGCAAAAGAACGGGCAGGUCGAGCUGCAGCAGCUGCUCGAAGAUGGAGGGAGUACUCUCGAAAAGGCGUCGACAAGCGCCCCACGUUUAAGCUUCCGGAGGCGGCCUCCAAGGAUAACUAAAGUACAGUCUGACCACCCUUCCUAAGUACAUAAUUCAUGUGUUUAUGAGUAGUUUAUCGAUGUCUUACAUGGUGCAAUAUAUCAUCCUUAAUGCCAUGAAUUAGCACUCUUGAAGACGUUAAUAUAUGUAAAUGCAUAGAUAAUUUUAGCCCGCAGUUCUUGAAUUCAUAAACAAGAAAUCAAUAAGAAAUAUACUAGUUGCUGUUCUUGUGUCAA
This is a messenger RNA of Ipomoea triloba (trilobed morning glory), 1395 nucleotides long. Its product is annotated as chaperone protein dnaJ C76, chloroplastic. Bases 172 to 1179 code for a protein of 335 amino acids. The record is from RefSeq and is a predicted model, not a curated record. Gene Ontology annotation, molecular function: iron ion binding; electron transfer activity. Lineage: Eukaryota; Viridiplantae; Streptophyta; Magnoliopsida; Solanales; Convolvulaceae. The transcript has 9 exons.